Molecule: messenger RNA, 972 nt
Organism: Chenopodium quinoa (quinoa)
Lineage: Eukaryota; Viridiplantae; Streptophyta; Magnoliopsida; Caryophyllales; Amaranthaceae
Exons: 2
Coding region: 1-972 (323 amino acids)
Source: RefSeq, a predicted model, not a curated record
AUGGGAGACCUUAUGAAAAGACAGUUCAGCAUCUUAGAUUUAUCUGGAAAGAAAUUUCUGGAAUGGAAAGUGGAUGCAAUGAUGAAUUUGAAAGCUCAAGGCUUGGAGCACACUGUUAAAGAAAAUAAAAGUCCCUCUGGUCAAACAACUGAUACUACCACUUCUGCAAUGACGGUUGAAAAACCCAUUACCGAACAAGAAAAGGCAAAAGCCUUAGUGUUACUAAGGCAUCAUUUACAUGAAGGCCUUAAAACUGAGUACAUGAUGGUUGAAGAUCCCAAAGAAUUAUGGGAUUGCCUUAAUGAAAGAUUUGGACACCACAAAAGGGUGCUCCUUCCUAAGGCAUUAUUUGACUGGACAAUUUUACGGUUCCAGGAUUUCAAAUCUGUAAUUGAUUAUAAUUCAACCAUACAUGAGAUAGUGUCUAUAUUGAGAUACUGUGAUCAUCCAGUCACCGAUGAACAAAUGAUUGAAAAAACACUCACUACCUUUCAUGCAAGCAACAUACUGUUGCAAGAACAAUAUCGUGAAAGAGGUUUUAAGAAGUUUAAUGAAUUAAUGAGUGUAUUGCUUGUUGCGGAACAAAAUAGCGAUCUUUUGUUGAAAAAUCAUAAUCUCAGACCAACUGGGUCUUUGGCCACUCAUCAUGAGGCAAAUGCAACAAAUUCCUAUCCACCCGAGUCAAAUGCUACAAGAAGAGGUGGACGUGGAAAUUACAAUGGCCGUGGAAGAGGCCGUGGAAAUUAUCGCGGACGCGGCCGUGGUCGUGGACAUUGGGGACGUACUUGUCGAACGGCCAAACAUUUGGUAGACCUUUACCAGGCUUCUGUAAAAGGCAAAGAGAAAAAUGCAGAAGCAAAUUAUGUUAAUGAGGAAAAUGCUCCUUGUCCCAGCCUUGAUGUGUCUGAUUAUUUCAUGGAUAAUGCUGAAAUUGGAAAUGAUUUCAUUCUUGGAGAAAACAACAAUACUUAG